Humulus lupulus (European hop) is the source of this 612-nucleotide messenger RNA. RefSeq lists its product as uncharacterized. The transcript has a single exon. NCBI's taxonomy places the organism in Eukaryota, Viridiplantae, Streptophyta, Magnoliopsida, Rosales, Cannabaceae. The record is from RefSeq and is a predicted model, not a curated record. The coding region runs from base 1 to 612 and encodes 203 amino acids.
AUGUUGUAUGGAAGAAAGUGUAGGUCCCCACUUCACUGGGAUGAACUAGGAGAGAGAAAACUACUUGGACCCGAUGCAGUGCAACACACCAAUGAGGCUAUUCAGAAAAUCAGGGCUAGAAUGGUCACAGCUCAAAGCAGACAGAAGUCUUAUGCAGACCUAAAGCGCAAGCAUGUUGAGUUUGAAGUUGGUGAUCAUGUAUUUCUUCGUGUGACUCCAAGGAAAGGAAUCUCGGUGAAGAGGUUUGGCAAGAGGGGAAAGCUAAGUGCCAAAUAUGCCGGACCUUUUGAGAUUUUGGAUAGAGUGGGCAAUGUGGCUUACAGGGUAGCUUUACCACCAUCAUUGUCCAGGGUGCACAAUGUAUUUCAUGUGUCACAACUUCGAAAAUAUGUAUCCGACCCAUCGCAUGUGCUGAGCUACGAGACCUUGGGUUUGCAGGAGGAUUUGUCAUUCAAUGAGCGUCCAGUGAAAAUACUCGAUCGAAAGGACAAAGUUCUAAGGAAUAAGACCAUUUCCUUUGUAAAGGUAUUGUGGAGGAACAGUGUUGUUCAGGAGGCAACCUGGGAAUUAGAGUUUGAUAUGCUGCAGCAGUAUUCCGAGUUGUUUGAAUAA